CACGGAAGCUCCGUGAAGUUCAGGACGUUUGCCUACCUUGUUCAUCGAUGUUCACUUUGUUCACCCAAAAGGUGCUGGGCACCUGCUAGAGACUCUCAUAUUUGCGGAAUAGAUGAAUUAAAUGAAUGAAUGAUCUGUGUGUACAGGAAAAUAAGAGUUACAGUUUCUUACUUUCUUAGGCUGAAAUCGGGGUUGAAUGAUAGUGAUAAAGAACUCAGGUAAGGUGUGUGGGCCACAUGCCAAAGGCACAGAACGUGGGGAGGUCUCACAAACGGUGAAGACACCCUAUUAUGGCUCCAGCUAGUAGGAUGGGGAUAACACUCGCCUCCGCUUCAGACCUCCAAAGCAUUCCUUCCUACCAAUUUAGAAGUUUCUAGAAUCCGUGGCCUUGGAGAUCUAACACACAGUACAGUGAUUACAGGCAACAGAACUGUAUACCACUCACCAAACUUGCUGGCGGAAUAGAUCCAGACUGUUCCCACUACUGGAAGAAAUGAUGGUGGUGUAAUGAAAACAGAGGAGUUGACUGACUUUGCAAUGGCAACCCUUUUGUAAUAUAAAGGUUCAACUCAAUACACUGUACACCCUACACUUACACAACGGGACAUGGCAAUUAUAUCUCAACUUACAAACAAAGGAAGAACUCCCUGGCCUGAGUGUGAAUAGGCAGGAUGUUGGGAAUGAAGCCAAAAUAAAAUAAUACUGAAAGUGAAGACCAUACGAAUAUCAGGAAGUCAGGGGUGCGUGUGCACAGCCACGGGACUUUUCAUGUUUCAGAGUUGACUUGACUACUCAUUACCUGCCCCCCACUCCCGGGAUGGACCAGUGAGCCUCAGACAGUCCACGCUCCGUAUCAAAUGCUUAUGUCAGACACGUUUCUGACAUCCACCAACUCUGUGCAGGCUAAGCCACCGUGUAGGUCUGGUGACCAAAUUAGGUCAAUCACAGGACCGGUCUGCUCAGAAGAAAGCCUGUCUCCCAGCUGCCCCCAGGCCGUUCCCACAGCAGCUCGGAUGGUGGGUCAGGAGGCUGUGCCCUCCCCUCCCUGGAACUCUGUCAAGUGGACCACCCAGCUGUAUGACGGAAAGAUAACCCUUCACUUGUCCCCAGGGCAGGCCGAAGAUGACUAACUACACGUGGGCCCCCGACGACAACUAUGACGUCCUCAUAGAGGGGGACCUGAGCAGCGACGACACAGAAACAUGCCAGCCGUUCGACGGGAAGCUUCUCUCGAGCCGGGUGGUCCCUCUGCUCUUCAGCCUCGUGUGCCUGGCUGGUCUCUUGGGCAAUAGCUUGGUUGUGCUCAUCCUGGUGAAAUACAAAGGACUCGGGUGCAGGGCAAAUGUCUAUUUCCUGAACUUGGCCGUUUCGAAUUUAUGUUCCCUGCUCUCCCUGCCUUUCUGGGCCUACACCGCGUCCCAUGGCGGGGUCCUGGGCAACCCCACGUGUAUGGUUCUCCUUGUAUUUUCCUCCAUAGGCCUGUACAGUGAGGCUUUUCUCAAUGUCCUGCUGACCCUGCAGAGGUACCUGGUGUUUUUCAACAUGAGAACCUUCUUCCACAUGAGGAUGGAGCACUGGGUCGUUGUCUCGAGUGGUCUGGCGUGGGUCCUGGCCACGCUGGUCAUUUUGCCCGAAUUGGUGUCUUACAAACCUCAGACGGAGAGCCGGAAAUUCGAGUGCUUCAUUAGCAGACCUCACUUCCUUCCAGUUUAUGAGACUUCUUGGGAGCCUUAUCCGACCCUGAAGAUGAACAUUCUGGCCCUUUUGUUUCCCCUGUGUGUCUUGACAUUUUGCUACACGCGAUUGCGAGAAACACUAAGGUGCAGGGGAAGGGAGCGUGACCCUCACAAGCUGGUGUUUGUCAUAGUGGUUGUUUUCCUUCUGAUGUGGGGACCCUACAAUAUUGCACUUUUCCUGUCUACCUUCAAAGAACAUUUCCCCCUGCACGACUGCAGGAGCAGCUACCACCUGGACGCAAGUGUCCAGAUCUCGAGGAUUGUCGCCGCCACCCACUGCUGUGUCAACCCUCUGCUCCACGUGGUCCUCAACACUGAGUUCCAAAGACACCUCUGCCGCCUUUGCCAUCUGCGGCGUGACAGGCCGCUUCGGGCCACUGAGGAUCCCGCACGAGAAGCAUCCGUGGAAGAACGUGACCAUUCCACCAAAGUGUAAACUGGCUUCCAUCAACGGCAGGAUAGAUAAACACUGGGUUUUGUAUUUUUGCACUGUUUUGUGUAUUUAUCUUUACACAUCUGUAUGCAAAAUAAGAUACGAGAAGAGGGGCACCUGGGUGGCUCCGUCGGUUAA
Molecule: messenger RNA, 2307 nt
Organism: Suricata suricatta (meerkat)
Lineage: Eukaryota; Metazoa; Chordata; Mammalia; Carnivora; Herpestidae
Gene: CCRL2
Product: C-C motif chemokine receptor like 2
Exons: 5
Coding region: 1123-2172 (349 amino acids)
Biological process (GO): G protein-coupled receptor signaling pathway; chemotaxis; immune response
Cellular component (GO): cytoplasm; membrane
Molecular function (GO): chemokine receptor activity
Source: RefSeq, a predicted model, not a curated record